AUGUCCCGAUUGUUUUCCCUUGCCGUCAUUGUAGCUCUCGCGGCGCUUACCGCAUCUGCUGCGCUGACCGCCACCAUGAAGGGGCCACGGCGGCACAGGCUCAAUGGGUACACCUUUGAGCAAUAUCUUCGCGACUUCGGAAAAAGUUAUGAGGGGCAGGAAUACGUACACCGCAAAGCCUUUUUCGGGCAGACACUGGCCAGUGUGCGCGCCCACAACGCGGCCGGAAACAAGCUGUACGUGAUGGGCAUCAAUCACAUGUCGGAUUGGGCGCCCGAGGAGUUCGCACGCCUAAACGGUGCGAAGCCGCGCAUGAUGCGCCACCUCGCCCGCCCUGAACUACGGCGCACCUACCGCAAGAGUGGCCAGGUGCUCCCCAAUGCGGUGGACUACCGCAAAUCUGUUCCCCCUAUCUUGACAGCUGUGAAAGACCAGGGCGGGUGCGGCAGCUGCUGGGCUCAUGGCGCAGUUGAGAACAUGGAGUCCCACUACGCCAUCGUCAGUGGAAAGCUGCAUGUAUUGAGCCAGCAGCAGCUGACGUCGUGCACACCUAAUCAUCAGAAAUGCGGCGGUACAGGCGGCUGUAAGGGCUCCACAGCAGAUCUUGCCUAUGAGUACGCCAUGGAUGGUCUCACAACGGAGUGGGUAUAUCCCUACACAUCGUACGGUGGUGAAACUGGUCAGUGCCUGCCAAAUAAAAGUGUGUCGGCUUUCGCCCGGGCGGACAGUUAUGUGAAGAUCCCAUCCAACGAUCAGGAAGCCGUCAUGGAAGCUCUUGCCAACCACGGUCCGUUGUCAGUCAACGUUGAUGCAUCUUACUGGAGAAGCUAUUCUGGGGGAAUCUUCAAUGGGUGUGACUACGGCAAGAACAUCACCAUCAACCAUGUGGUGCAGCUCGUUGGUUACGGCCGAGAUGAGGGGCUGAAGGCGGACUACUGGAUCAUCCGUAAUUCAUGGUCACCGGAUUGGGGCGAAAAUGGAUAUAUUCGGCUGCUGCGCACGGAGAACGCUGAGUGCGGCUGGGAUGUUGAUAUGCAGAAGGGUACUGCUUGCGAGGGUGAUCCGUCGGUAGCAUGGGUAUGCGGAGAAUGUGGAAUGGCCUUUGAUGCCUCAUUUCCCAUUAUGUCGUGCAACUAA
Molecule: messenger RNA, 1137 nt
Organism: Trypanosoma grayi
Lineage: Eukaryota; Euglenozoa; Kinetoplastea; Trypanosomatida; Trypanosomatidae
Product: cysteine proteinase
Exons: 1
Coding region: 1-1137 (378 amino acids)
Cellular component (GO): lysosome
Molecular function (GO): cysteine-type endopeptidase activity
Source: RefSeq, a predicted model, not a curated record